AUGUCGGAGAGGAAGAAGUUAAGGAAUCAUGUGAACGGCUACACGAACGGCGACAACGCGGAAUACAUAAUUCCAACCUCAAUACCACAAGAACCCGUCUCCGUCCAGCGUACUCCAUGGAUCCCACCAAAAGACUCCAAACUCAUCCACCCUGGCACCGCCCGCGCAAACCUCGCCGCCACGCACGACAAACCCUACGGCACGACAGAGAACAAAUGGUCCGAAAAGCACGCGCACCAAACCGUGCUCCAGCAACACGUCGACUUCUUCGAUCAAGACCGCGACGGCAUCAUCUCGCCAUACGACACAUUCAUCGGCUUCCACCGCGUGGGCUUCGGCAUCGUGCUGUCCAUCAUCGCCGCCUUCAUCAUACACAUCAACUUCAGCUACCCGACGUCCACGUCCUGGCUGCCGGACCCGCUCUUCCGCAUCAACAUGGUGAACAUGCACCGCACGAAACAUGGCGGUGAUACGGGCGCAUAUGAUAAUGAAGGACGGUUUGUGCCGCAGAAGUUUGAGGAAAUAUUUAGUAAGUAUGCGGAAGGACGGGAGUGGAUGACGUUUUGGGAGGGUGUGGAUAUGCUUAGGGGUCAGAGGAAUGUCAAUGAUAUUAUUGGGUGGGGUGGGGCGACGUUUGAAUGUAAGUUGUGUGUACGCAGGUAUGUGUGA
This is a messenger RNA of Parastagonospora nodorum SN15, 669 nucleotides long. RefSeq lists its product as hypothetical. The transcript is spliced from 2 exons. The record is from RefSeq and is a predicted model, not a curated record. NCBI's taxonomy places the organism in Eukaryota, Fungi, Ascomycota, Dothideomycetes, Pleosporales, Phaeosphaeriaceae. Gene Ontology annotation, molecular function: monooxygenase activity; calcium ion binding. The coding region runs from base 1 to 669 and encodes 222 amino acids.